Phanerochaete carnosa HHB-10118-sp is the source of this 939-nucleotide messenger RNA. RefSeq lists its product as uncharacterized. The transcript has a single exon. NCBI's taxonomy places the organism in Eukaryota, Fungi, Basidiomycota, Agaricomycetes, Polyporales, Phanerochaetaceae. The record is from RefSeq and is a predicted model, not a curated record. Bases 1 to 939 code for a protein of 312 amino acids.
AUGCUAAAUAGAGCUAAAUAUCCUCUUGCAAUUGUUGCGAAGGCCCUCGAAACAAUGCCUGACGAGUGGCUUGCAGGCUACGACAUUGGCUGUUCCGUGGAAAUAACUGUCAAGAACAGCUCCCUCGGCCCUGAGUAUGUCAAGAAACACGCACGCAUGUGCGUGAACGCCUUCCAUGGCUACUCGCACUCCCACAUCUGCCAACUUCGCUUCCACCCGAACGUUAUCGAGGGCGCCGGCAUCGAGGAUUUCGAAACGAUGGAGAGGGUCUUCAGCAGGUUGAAUGACCUCGCCCCUGUCAUUCGGUAUGCCUCUGCUUACCGCCGUAGACUUUUGAUCGAAGCAUUUCUUAAGCAAUGGGAUGCCGACAAAUACUUGAACUCGGGCGACUUCAUUCUCGACAACUACACGCAGGCGCUGGAGAUCGUCGACAUCGAAGGCCAGACCCUCAGGCAAAGUAUGGAGCAGCAGGGAAUCACCGCAGGUGACAUCACCCGGUGGCGCGACGAGGAGCUUGCGUAUUUUGCCACGCUGGGCGACGAGCUUGACUACGACAUCCACUCAACAUUGUACGUUGAGCUGCUCCAGAAGCUGCGCGACUUAGAGCCGAAGCUCAAACGAACGCAGACCACAUUCUUAUCCCACGCACCAUCAGCUGAAAAACAGGCUUAUUCCCGCGAUGUUACCCGGAUGCGCAAGCUGGAGACAGAGCGGCGAGUUGCGGCAGAACAAUACGAUCGUGUCAGUGCAGAGGUCGUCGCUCUCGAGAUCAAGAUGGACAUCCAGGAACAUUGGGAUCCAACGACACCUGCAUAUCAGGAGGCUCUCAAGUACAUUUGCGAACAGACGUAUCGGCGCGCCCUCGACAAGCUUCAUCGUCUUGUCGUGCAGCGGUUAUUUGAGCUUCAAAAGCUCAAUGUUUCACAUACCGGUAUGUGA